AUGGCCGCACAUCCAAGAUUACCCAAUGAGCUGAUGCUCCUGAUAUUCGGAUACCAAACCACGGUCACAGAUCUAUUGGCCCUGUCGUCAACUAGCCAUGCUAUGCGUUCGCUCUUCUUGGACAAUACUUCCGGGAUAAUCUCCGAGGCUUGCAAGAAUACCAACUUACUGUCUGCUGCCAAAGCAUUAGUCGAUACGAUAUUCGAGAUUGCGGCACUGCCUACUCAUCUCUGCGACUGCGCAGCUGCGAAAGUUGAUCCGUAUUACCAUUUCGAUAAGAAUGCAUCACAUCAACGUUAUAUGGCAGACUUGUUAAUUCCGUCUUCAGCUGACCUACGGAGCUUACGUAUGCUUUCGCGAGUCCACAAGCUCGCUAUGUUGUUCGCUCACAAGGCUGUUGAUUUCUGGACUGCUAGAGCACACAAUUGUCAAGUCGACCACAAACUGACAAUCGACAUGGACAAAGUGGCUCAGAUAUAUCUACUUCUGUGGGUAUGCGCAGAAUCGCACUUCUCGACCAAACUUGAUGCUCGCGCCAUAAACAUGGUGGCCGAGUUACCCAAACCCGCACUAUCAGUUUUCUGGGAAUCUCAGCAUCCGGAUGGAGAGGAUUGGGCCGGUACCAUUCUAGGGAAUCGUGUUAAGCUGGACGACAGAGGGGACAGGUUGGAUCCGUCAGAAGAGCUCAGUAUGAACUUGUGGGAAUGGAUCAUCAGGACUACGCAUCUCGAACAUGCGUUAAAUGCUAGGCAAGAAGCGUGGGUGCAAGAGAAGUAUGACGCAUGGCUUAGUGAGAAACCUGAGGAAUGCACUUGCCAUCAAGCGAUACUCAUCGAUUGGGAUCUUGUACAAAUAGAGUGGUGGCGCAAUUGGACCCCUACGAUAUGA
Messenger RNA from Aureobasidium melanogenum CBS 110374, 888 nucleotides. RefSeq lists its product as uncharacterized. The coding region runs from base 1 to 888 and encodes 295 amino acids. Lineage: Eukaryota; Fungi; Ascomycota; Dothideomycetes; Dothideales; Saccotheciaceae. Gene Ontology annotation, molecular function: protein binding. The record is from RefSeq and is a predicted model, not a curated record. The transcript has 2 exons.